Acytostelium subglobosum LB1 is the source of this 957-nucleotide messenger RNA. RefSeq lists its product as hypothetical. NCBI's taxonomy places the organism in Eukaryota, Evosea, Eumycetozoa, Acytosteliales, Acytosteliaceae. Bases 1 to 957 code for a protein of 318 amino acids. The record is from RefSeq and is a predicted model, not a curated record. The transcript has a single exon. Gene Ontology annotation, molecular function: protein binding.
AUGUACAAGUCAGUUUUGUUUGUAGCCAUGUUGGCUGUUGUUAUGUUCGCAAUGAGCGCAGAGGCCAUUGACUGCCGCUUUGUAAAGUGUGCUGGUGUCAAUGCUACUGAGUGCAGAUUGAAUGGUGGUCGUUUCAUUCCAAGAAAUGGAAGAGAUAGAUGUUGUGAUGAGUGCAAGAACAACUGUGCCGCCACCAUGUGUUUGGCCGUCGACCAAACAUCAUGUGAGGCCAACGGAGGUGUCUUCACCCCAGCCAACCUCUUCAACGGUCGCUGCUGCGCAUCAUGCUACUACGACCCAAUCAUGUGUGCUGCCGUCCAAUGCCUACGCAUCGAUGAGGAUCGCUGCACUGCCAACGGUGGUGAGUUCCUCCCCGCCGACAUCACCAAGGGUCGCUGCUGUGCUGGUUGCAAGAACAACUGUGAUCUGGUCGACUGCGCCAACGCCGACGAGCAGCAAUGUAUCGCCACAGGUGGUCGCUUCAUCCCAGCCGAUAUCCCACACGGAAAGUGCUGUGCUUCCUGUGAGGACAACCCAUGCAUGGUCGUCCGCUGUGCUGGCGUCAACGAGACCAAGUGCCGCGAGUCUGGAAAGAUCUUUGUUCCAGCCAACCCACCAACCAAGUGCUGCGACUCCUGUGAGACCCGCUUCACCAUCGAGCCCCAGAACCCAUGUGCCCUAGUCCUGUGUCCAGCCAUCGACAAGAAGAAGUGCAACAACUCUGGCAGAUUCUACGUUGAGGCCAACCCACCAACCAAGUGCUGCGCCACCUGUGAGGUCCGCAUGACCAUCGAGCCCCAAGACCCAUGUGCCCUCGUCAAGUGUGCCGCCAUCGACAAGAAGCUGUGUAACGCCAACCCAGACACCAUCUUCUCCGGUGCCUACCCACCACACAAGUGCUGCUCCACCUGUGAGCCACGUUACACAAUUGGACCAGUUCCACUUCCAGUUCAAUAA